This is a messenger RNA of Rotaria sordida, 849 nucleotides long. Lineage: Eukaryota; Metazoa; Rotifera; Eurotatoria; Philodinida; Philodinidae. The record is from the annotation of a GenBank genome assembly.
AUGUCUAUAGAUAAUUAUGAAGAAUUACAAAAAUUUAUUGAUUUAAAUGAACAUUAUCGAACAUAUCUUGAUGAACAUAAUAAUACUCGUCCCGAUGGACGAAAAUUUCAUGAAAAUCGAUCAAUACAAAUACUUAAAAAAUUUCUUCAACAUUCCUAUGGUUCAUCAAUGAUUCGUUUUGGUAAUACAACUGUUAUAUGUUCAAUAACUGGUCAAUUAGCAAAACCAUCAUUAAAAUCUUUACGAUCAGGUUUUAUACAAACAGUUGUCUUAUUACCACGUACACAAGCAUGGUCAACAUAUGGUCGAAGACAACAAAUUAUUAAUGAAAAUUUAACAUUAAGUCAACAUUUACUUGAUAUUAUUUAUAAAUCAAAAUUAAUUAACUUAGAAGAUUUAUGUAUUGAAGAAGGUAAAUGGGUAUGGUGUUUACAAAUUGAUUUUCAAUGUUUAAAUAAUGAUGGAAAUUUAUUUGAUAGUUGUUUAUUAGCUCUUAAUGUUGCUUUACAUCAUACAUAUUUUCCAACAGUUAAAAUUGAUCCUGAUACACAAAAACCAUUAGUUUAUACAAAAGAAUUAAAACAUUUUCAAUAUAAUCAACAACAAGAACCAUUAUGUUGUACAAUAGCUGUAUAUGAAUAUGAACAAGAAUAUAAAUAUUUAAUUGAUCCAACAUUAGAAGAAGAAAAUAUAGCAAAAUGUAUUUUACAUUAUGUUCUAUUAAAAAAUGAUCAAAUAUGUUUAAUACAUAAAACAAGUGGUGCACCAUUUUCAAUAGAUAAAUUUCAUCAAUGUUAUUCAUUUGCUCGAGAAUAUAUUCUUGAAUUACGUAGGAAACUUAAUCAAUGA